This is a messenger RNA of Lachancea lanzarotensis, 1647 nucleotides long. It is a transcript of the gene MGS1, whose product is annotated as LALA0S12e02696g1_1. Lineage: Eukaryota; Fungi; Ascomycota; Saccharomycetes; Saccharomycetales; Saccharomycetaceae. The coding region runs from base 1 to 1647 and encodes 548 amino acids. Gene Ontology annotation, molecular function: enzyme activator activity; ATP binding; single-stranded DNA helicase activity. The transcript has a single exon. The record is from RefSeq and is a predicted model, not a curated record. Gene Ontology annotation, cellular component: nucleus. Gene Ontology annotation, biological process: DNA-templated DNA replication; DNA repair; regulation of DNA repair.
AUGAAUCAGUCAAAGAACGAGCAGUUGAUAUCAUGUCCCAUUUGUAACUCGAAGAUCAAAUAUCAUGCUAUCAACGAGCAUCUUGAUAAAUGUACUGCUCGCAAGAAUGAUAAUGCGAAAGGACCCACUUUGAACAGUUUGCUGAGAGGUAAACGGAAACAACCUGGAUCCGACGACAUUGAGAUCAUAGAACCGACUCGUGUCGACAGCACCAAACGGUCAAAAUUAGAGGCUUCACCAUCUGGAAAGCCUCUGGAUUCAGACAAGAAAUCGCUAGUCGACAAUAUCGACGAUGUCAAGCAACUACAGAAAAAUAUACAUCAACCGUUGAGCGAAAAGCUGCGACCUAAGGAACUGAGUGAGUAUGUGGGUCAGCAGCAUUUGAUCUCGAGAGAGUCGGGAGUUCUUUACAAGUAUGUGAAGGAAGGAUCUAUUCCUUCGAUGAUUCUGUGGGGACCGCCUGGCGUUGGGAAAACCACUUUGGCAAGACUUUUGACCAAGACCGUAAAUACCAAAUUUCCUCACGGAUUGACGUAUACGCUGGUUCAAACAAGUGCCACCAAGGCCUCUACCCAAGAACUUCGAAAAAUCUUUGAAAACUCCAAGCGUGAAUUUACGCUCACCAAGAGGAUGACUGUGCUUUUCAUAGACGAAAUACACCGCUUCAAUAAGGGUCAGCAAGAUACACUGCUCCCACAUGUUGAAGCUGGAGAUGUGGUACUUUUAGGAGCCACCACGGAAAAUCCAAGUUUUCAACUCAACAACGCAUUGAUGAGCAGAUGUCAGAUUUUUGUUCUGACGAAGCUUAACACUGCAGAAAUGUGCAUGGUUCUCUCGCGUGGAAUCAGCAUGUUAAACAAAUGCCGCCAUUUGGUGUGGAAAGUGGGUCAUCCAUUGCGAUUGGGCAAAGAUGUUCUCAAUUUUGUUGUGGACAUUUCCAUGGGAGACACGCGACGGGCUCUCAACCUUUUGGAAAUGAUUGAAGUUUCCACAAGAGAUAGUCCAAAUGAGCUUGAUGAAAAGUCUGUACGAGAAAUUAUCCAAGGAAAGUCUUCAGAGCUGCGAACAUAUUACGACCGACAAGGCGAAAAUCAUUACGACACGAUAUCUGCCUUCCACAAAUCCAUUCGUGGAAGUGAUGAAAAUGCUACGAUUUAUUACCUGGCACGUAUGCUGCAAGGUGGUGAGGAUCCUCUUUACAUUGCACGUCGAAUGAUUCGAAUUGCCUCCGAAGACAUCGGAGUGUUGGAUCAUACUUUGCUGCCGUUAGCGGUGGCGGCACACGACGCGGUCAUGAAAGUUGGAUUACCAGAGGCUGAUCUAGCGUUAGCACAGUGCUCGGUAGCAUUGGCCAGGGCUCCAAAAUCCGUACAGCUGUACCGUGCGUGGAAGACGGUAAAUGCUAAACUACGGGAAAAUCAAGAUUCGUUUGGAAGUUGCGGUAUCCCAAUGCAUCUGCGUAACGCCCCUACUAAGCUUAUGACGGAAUUGGGAUACGCACGGGACUACAAGUACAAUCCUGAUUUCAAAGACGGUAAGGUUUCACAGCAAUACUUUCCUGAAGAAAUUGUGGCGAGAAGUGGGGAGCAGGAAACUAAUUUCAUGAGUGGUCCACAUCUUGGAGAAGCGAACGACCCCGAUCUCUAG